AUGUCGCAUGAAAUGGCACCGUGGGUACCCAUGUUUAUUCAGUCAUGUAAAAACAACACUGAGCCAUUCGUACCAUUCCAAUUCGCUACUGUGGAUAAGUUGACCAACAAGCCACGCUGUAGAACGGUAGUGUUCAGAGACUUUCUGUUCCACGAUAAGAAAACUAACGUUUUGACCUUUAACACUGAUAUGAGGAGUUCUAAGAUAACGGAAUCAUUCAUAGAACCAAGCUCGAGUAAUUCUGGUGGUGACAACCAAAGAUGCGAGACUCCAUUUUUUGAAGUGUGUGUCUAUUUCCCAGAAACUUGGGAACAAUAUCGGUUUAGUGGUCAAAGCUUUAUAUUAUCUAGGCAGUUCAAAGAAAUACCGGAUGAAAUCAUUUCCAAAUAUGAAAUUUUUUCACCGCGGCUUUCAGAAGCAAGUGACAAUAGUACUGAUGAAGACAUAGAUAAUUCAAUUAACGACCACAACGAUAAAAAUAAUGACGCCGACGAUCAUAACAUUAACAACGAUAACACACUCAUAAAAACAACAGACGACGACGACGACGACAAACAUCACGAGGAUGAGGAUUCUCAACCACAACCACAGGAAUGGGAUGCAGAACUACUAAGACAAUGGUCUUCUCUAUCCAGACAUACAAAAUCAUUAUAUAGAAAGCCAGCGCCGGGCCAAAAGCUUACCUCUGAAACCAGCAAACAGUUAGACAAGCUUCAUAGAGGAGUUGAUGGCGCUAAAGAAGAUGUGGGUUUGGAAAAUUUUGGUAUCGUUUGUCUUUGUAUUGACUCUGUUGAUUAUUUGAAUUUGAAGGAGGGAAGAGGUGGCGAAAGAUGGAUUUUCCAGAAAACUGACGGUAAAGACGAAGAGGAUCUGUGGGAGGAACAAGAAGUGUGUCCAUGA
Messenger RNA from Saccharomyces eubayanus, 900 nucleotides. RefSeq lists its product as uncharacterized. The coding region runs from base 1 to 900 and encodes 299 amino acids. Gene Ontology annotation, molecular function: FMN binding. The transcript has a single exon. NCBI's taxonomy places the organism in Eukaryota, Fungi, Ascomycota, Saccharomycetes, Saccharomycetales, Saccharomycetaceae. The record is from RefSeq and is a predicted model, not a curated record.